Messenger RNA from Neurospora tetrasperma FGSC 2508, 711 nucleotides. RefSeq lists its product as uncharacterized. The coding region runs from base 1 to 711 and encodes 236 amino acids. The transcript has 5 exons. The record is from RefSeq and is a predicted model, not a curated record. Lineage: Eukaryota; Fungi; Ascomycota; Sordariomycetes; Sordariales; Sordariaceae.
AUGUACUUACAGACCACAACGCGGCGAUCCGAACAACGCAGAGUUAGGUUGAGAGCGGAUGACAACAUUCAGCUCGAGACUUCUGUAAUGGACAAACAGGUCUUGCCCAAUUUCCAGCUGAGCCCAACUGCGCCUUCAGACAGAAACGGAUUCGUGGCGUGCGUCUGCAUCAGGCUUCUACACAGUAGUGUAAAGUGUUGUUGCUGUUUGGUGCGUCCCGCUAAAAGGACAAACGGCGCAAUCGGAUACUGUUUGGCACGUUUCACAGGACGUCCCCCCGGAUUGGUUGGUUGCCAUGUUCAGGACUGUAUGUCCGAGAUGGAUGUGUUCCAAGCAUUAGGCCAAGAAGGGUCUAGGCAAACACGGUGUCAAUUCGAGGUCGCAUCCAAGAUCGAGAUCGAUCUCUGCCAACAGAUCGAUCAAGGAAACAUUGCUCCUGACGAAUGGCACGGGGGAAUUCCUCAUCGCCCAUCCGGGUGCGCAACCAAGAGGCGGUACGCUGCAGUUACGUGGCUGGAACUGGAGCGGCUGAAAACACGAACGGUUGCGUUACCCGAUCCCGAAAACGUUAAAACCGUUACGUACCAGGUAUUGUCUGAGGCUCUCAUUGCUGUGAUGUCAGUGUGCUUCUGUAUUCCAUUUUCAUCCAUACUAUCACGCUUUGCAAGCUCUGACUCCAAACGGAGACGGACCAGGCACUUUUCUGAAUGA